Molecule: messenger RNA, 1481 nt
Organism: Mastomys coucha (southern multimammate mouse)
Lineage: Eukaryota; Metazoa; Chordata; Mammalia; Rodentia; Muridae
Gene: Pdk1
Product: pyruvate dehydrogenase kinase 1
Exons: 11
Coding region: 1-1305 (434 amino acids)
Biological process (GO): regulation of glucose metabolic process; protein phosphorylation
Cellular component (GO): mitochondrion
Molecular function (GO): pyruvate dehydrogenase (acetyl-transferring) kinase activity
Source: RefSeq, a predicted model, not a curated record
AUGAGGCUGGCAAGGCUGUUGCGGGGCGGCACGAGCGUCAGGCCGCUCUGCGCCGUCCCCUGCGCCAGCCGGAGCCUGGCCUCGGCCUCGGCCUCGGGCUCCGGGCCGGCGUCGGAGCUUGGCGUUCCGGGCCAGGUGGACUUCUAUGCGCGCUUCUCGCCGUCGCCACUCUCCAUGAAGCAGUUCCUGGACUUCGGAUCAGUAAAUGCUUGUGAAAAGACCUCGUUUAUGUUUCUGCGGCAAGAGUUGCCUGUUAGAUUGGCAAAUAUUAUGAAAGAGAUAAGCCUCCUUCCCGAUAACCUUCUCAGGACUCCAUCCGUACAGCUGGUGCAAAGUUGGUAUAUCCAAAGCCUUCAGGAGCUGCUUGAUUUUAAGGACAAGAGUGCUGAAGAUACUAAAACUAUUUAUGAAUUCACAGACACAGUGAUAAGGAUCAGAAACCGGCACAAUGAUGUCAUUCCCACCAUGGCCCAGGGUGUGACUGAAUACAAGGAGAGCUUCGGGGUGGAUCCUGUCACCAGCCAAAAUGUUCAGUACUUUUUGGAUCGAUUCUACAUGAGUCGCAUCUCAAUUAGAAUGCUACUCAACCAGCACUCUUUAUUGUUUGGUGGAAAAGGAAGUCCAUCUCAUCGAAAACACAUUGGAAGCAUAAAUCCAAAUUGCGAUGUAGUGGAGGUCAUUAAAGAUGGCUAUGAGAACGCCAGGCGGCUUUGUGAUUUGUAUUACGUUAACUCUCCUGAGCUAGAACUUGAAGAACUAAAUGCGAAAUCACCAGGACAGACAAUACAAGUGGUUUAUGUACCAUCCCAUCUCUAUCACAUGGUGUUUGAACUGUUCAAGAAUGCAAUGAGAGCGACCAUGGAGCACCACGCAGACAAAGGUGUUUAUCCCCCGAUUCAAGUUCACGUCACACUGGGUGAGGAGGAUUUGACUGUGAAGAUGAGUGACCGGGGAGGUGGUGUUCCACUGAGGAAGAUCGACAGACUCUUCAACUACAUGUACUCCACCGCACCCCGGCCUCGGGUAGAGACGUCCCGUGCGGUGCCCCUGGCUGGAUUUGGUUACGGAUUGCCUAUAUCACGCCUCUAUGCACAGUACUUCCAGGGAGACCUAAAGCUGUAUUCUUUAGAAGGCUACGGAACGGAUGCCGUUAUCUACAUUAAGGCUCUGUCAACAGAAUCCAUCGAAAGACUUCCCGUAUAUAACAAAGCUGCCUGGAAGCAUUACAAAACCAACCACGAGGCUGAUGACUGGUGUGUGCCCAGCAGAGAACCGAAAGACAUGACCACAUUCCGAAGCUCUUAAAUGCACAUGGGACGCUUGGCAGCUCCAAAUGUGGUUUUGCUAAAUUUGGAAAAGAUGUAUUUGGAACCACAUUGUACCGAAUAUGUCACAUGUGAUUUUCACAAUUAGUGUUCGCUAAAGGGUCCUAAAGGAUCAAUUAUACCAACUGUAUUCUGAUAAACGUUUGGUUAAUUGGG